Molecule: messenger RNA, 3855 nt
Organism: Amoebophrya sp. A25
Lineage: Eukaryota; Dinophyceae; Syndiniales; Amoebophryaceae
Source: the annotation of a GenBank genome assembly
AUGGUACGCAGGCGAUGAAUGCGAAGAACGAAGAAACAUCCGAGGUUCUUGAUUUAAGGGUUGGAAGUUGGAAUGCGAAGAAUGAAGAAACAUCCGAGGUUCUUGAUUUAAGGGUUGGAAGUUGGCCUAUCAUCUAUGGGCAUCUCUAUGGCUUCGCCAAGUAGGAAAGCCAUAGAUAUGCGAACUAGAGAUGCCAACUCUCAGCCUCUAAUUGAUGCAUCAGCUACACCUUGUAAAAAUGAGCCUGAUCUUCCUGCUGUUGGUCAAGGCUCUGGUUCCUCUGGUGCUGUUCCUCAAAGUAAAAACAGUACCGAGAUGAACGAGGCAUCUUCAAUACCACCAAGCGAAAACCAACCUAGUAAGAUGCUAGCAUCUCCAUCCUUAGCUGAGGUGAAUGGCCUCCUUUAUGACGUCAGAGCUGAACGGGCCAAGUGCUCUGAGAAUAGCACAUUACGUCUCGAGUUGGAGGCUCUGCGUUGUGACCACGGCUACCAAGUAGACGCCAGAAAAAGGUUAGAGCAUGAAAGAAGCGUGUUGUUACGUGAAUUAGGCGCAGUGCAGGAAGAACGUAACAAAAUCAUGGGUUUGUGGACUGGUAGUUCUACUUCUGGAGUUGCCGUGACCACGGGUGGAGAACAAGCUUCGUCUCCAACAGGUGGAGCAGGAGGAGCUUUAAAGAUACUACAACAGGCUUCUUUUUCCGGUGUUGGCGAUGCUGCUACGAUGAAACUCGGAUUACCGUCGACCGCUUCGAAUGUCCACCAAGCAACAAAUGACGAUGCCCACGAAGGACUCGACCCAGCGACAUCUAUAGACGACGUCUCACGUUUGCGCAAGCACAAUUCAGAACUAAAAAGUCUACUCGCUUCUUCUCAGAACAGGUUUGAGGAGUUGCGGUUGAUCUGCGAGUCGACUGAAGAGCUUUCAGCACAACUUCGAGCUGCUGGCGGGCGCGAAUCGGUCUUGCGGGAACAGCUUGAAUUGGCUCUAUCCGAACAGCAACUCCUCCGCGAAGAAUUGAGAGCCAAACAGGAGGCUCUGAUGCGACUGCGGUAUGGCGUAGCUGCUAAUCUAGAGCAUGUUGAGGACGAGGGAGAAUCACAAUUGCUUGGAGGCGUGGAUGACAGUUCGUAUGGGCCACCCUUUGAUGUCCAUGUAGUUGGUGCUCGUCAACAUGACGAAAUAUUUACCACAGAACAAGAAGAAGAUAGUAGAGACUGGUCACGUCUUGAUGACGCUAGUUUUCUCAACGCAUCAGCACGAGGUCGGGACUUGGUGGAUCGAGGAGGCCUGCCGAGACGUAGUCGUAGUGCAGAUAGGACUAGGAGAGGCCGGAGAAACGACGUUGAAGAGCAAAGAAGGCGACCAGCAUCUGCUAGACCCGCGAGAGGCAGCGGGAAAGCGAAUAAAGGUUUAGGUCGUGGAGGUACCACUCGAUCUGGUGGUAGCGUUGCUGUAAGAAAUCCACGACAACUGGGCGCAAAUGGCACCACCAAGCCAAGUACGACACGUCGAUCUCUGUCACCGCCAAUCACAGCCAAAGAGCGGCGAGAGGCGGAGAGCAGGAAACUGAUGGCAGAAAAGGCCCUAAGAAAACACGCCGCCGACGCACGUUCUCGCAUGAAGGAGUACAAAGACAAAGCCGCAACACUAGAGACUGAACGAGACAGGCUCCAAGAAAAGGUCAAAGACCUCCAAGCGUGCUUGAAGCUUUCGAAAACAGAGUUAGACUGCAAGAAGCAGUUGCUUCUGUCUCUACAGAAUCGUGCGAACAACAACGCAAUUUUAGCAGCGAGCAGUCCACAGGUGACAACUGGCAGCAGUGUGGGGGUGAAUGGGACGAUGACCACGACGCCUCGAGGAACAACAGGUGUGCUAGAAGAUACUCAAAAAAAUAAUGAUCAACACGCUGUACGUGUACCAGCAGCAGGAGACACAACUCGUGCAGGUUCAACACAUCAACAAGUUGUCGUUCUCACUUCCAAAGAGAAGGAGGAAUUAGUCGAAAAAGUGAAACAACUAGAAGACCGAUCACGGGCACGAGAAAGAGAAUUAGGGAGAAAGGAGGAGCUCGCCAAGGGCUGGAAGGAGAAGGAGAAGACAGCAAGGGAGAAGCUUGAGGCGCUUUCCAAAAAGGCUAAAAAAGACGAAGAAACUGUGAAAAAGCAACGCGGGGAACUGGAACGCAAGGAGACUUUGCUCAAAGCCAAAGUAGCUGCUCUGACUGACGCAACAGUUGCCUUGCAGGUGACCGAGGCGGAUAAAUCGAAAAUUCAAGCAGAAAGGGACAAACUAGCGCUAGCACUAGCAGCUGCGAAGAAGAGACGAAGACUAGGGAUGCAAUGCGGAGUUGGAGUGUGGGAUGUUGUGCCGUCCACUUCUAGCUCAUCGGGGGUUGAUAAUAGCAGAGUACCAGUACUACAGCAAAGGCUAACAGGAGGUUCAACAUCCGAUCUUCAUCUUGGUCGUGGUACCAUCAACAUUCAACAAGAAUUAGAAAAGGAGAAAAAAUCCGAGUCCAUCCUUGGAGCUUUGUUGCAGGAGAUUCAGGGGUUGAAGCGGAGAGGAGAUGGCGUUGUAGGAAAUGAUGCUAACGGUGCUGGACCUGCAGCUGCACCUGACCAAUCUCCAAGAGGAGACGUUGACAUGGACACAGAGCAUCAACAAGCUAGCUCGUCGACGUCUAGUGGAACUUGUAGUAAAUCUUCAAUAGAUAAUAUGGAUAGUAGUAGUACCAAGAAGAACAACAAGGGUAAGCCCGCUACAACUUCUAGAGGCGAAACAGUACAAGAUCGAAAGAGACGUGCCGCCAGGUUGUUUGCUCAGUAUGAUGAAACUGAGGAUGAAGACGAGGAGGAAAUGAGAUUAUCAUCUUCAGCCGCUACUUCUAUGAAAGGCAUCAAAGCGGUUGGUUUCGCUAGUAGUGGACAACAUCAACAAGGUCGAGCUGUGGUCGAGAGAUCUCUUAGUCCUAUCAAUGUAAGACACUCUUCUACGUUGGCCUCUGCUGCGCGUGAUAGUCAUAGUGUUAAGAAAGGACCAGGAGAGUUAAAAUUCCGAUCUGCUGCAUCAGGAACAUCAUUUUUAGGCAGUAGUCUUCUGAGACCGGGCCUCCGAAGUGCGUUAGACGCGUCUACUAGCAGAGAAGAGGAAGACGCUAGUCCGCCAGGACCGGGUGGGCAAAACCAAAACGACGCCAGUCCUCAAGGAGACGAUCUAAAGCUGCUGACACAAUCCGAGGAGCUUUUUGGGCGCGACUUCAAACUCCGCGAUAAACUAUCCGACAAAUUCAAGGUGGAUGCUGCAGUCUUAGACUCUCUAUCCAUCUUGAAUCUGACGCUGGAGGAUGUGCCAGCGUUUUUGCGUGCUGGGUCGUCACUAGAGUAUUCGUUGGAUGAUGAGUGAACUGUGUCCUAAAUUCAUUGUCCUCUGAUGUUUUUUUUUAUAUGUUGGAGAACCGCCUGUUGUAUAUGAGAACUACUGUGUCCUAGAUUCAUUGUGGUCUGUUUUUUUUUAGAUGGAGAACCGCCUAUCUGUGACCUCUUCAGUAGUUUUUUUCACCAGUGACUGACUAUAAUAAUAGCAGUCUUCUUGUCAAACUAGAAAAAGGUUGCAUCAAUCGAAUGGAUAAGCAUGAUGAAAGAAAGUGUGUUGAACAUCUUCUAUCUUAGAGACUACUUAGUCAAUAUUAAUGUCACUUAGUCAAUAUCAAUUAAUCUCGCAAGAUACUAGAUAAGAUUGUAUAAAUAUCUAUUUUGAAUCUGACGCUGGAGGAUGAAUGAGUUCUUUUGGGAAAUGAUCACUUGGCCAUGCAGCUGUUGGGUAUUUCUUUGAUUCCUUGUCAAUUUCGCUGGA